ACGAAGUCCGACGGCUUUCCGUCGGGUAGACGGGCGGAGAUGCCAGAGACAUUCCCCGCACGCCCUCCGAUACCGAAGGUAAAUCACGACAUCGCCGCCCCUCCCAGUAGAUAAACACUUGUCCAUUCUCAACGAGCUAUACGAGGUUAUCUUUCGCGACCGGACAUCUCAUGAACUAUUUGCGCACCUGCACGAAUUCAAUCAGACACCUCGCGCAGCUUGGAACGCCCAGAACUCUCCCCGCGCUUCACCCCUCAUCAGUCCUAAGCAACUCUACGUUUGGGCCCAAAGCUCAACAGGUCUUUCUCAGACGCGCAAUGGCCACCGCACAGGCAAAGCGCCUCGAAGGCAAGACGAUUGUCAUUACCGGUGCCUCCUCCGGCAUUGGCAAGAGCACGGCCAAGGAGUUCGCCCGUACCGCACCUAAAAACUUGAAGCUCAUCGUUACCGCCAGACGGUUGGACAGCCUCAAGCAGCUUGCCCAGGAGAUUAAGGAUGAGGUGGGAGAUGGCGUCAAGGUCCUGCCAGUCAAGCUGGACGUCAGCAACCCCGAGGAGGUGAAGAAUUUCGUGCCAUCUCUGCCGGAUGAGUUCAAGGACAUCAACGUGCUUGUGAACAAUGCUGGUCUUGUUAAGGGUGUUGCAAGAGCUCCAGAAAUUGCCGCGGAGGACAUGAACGUUAUGUUCGCGACCAACGUUACCGGUUUGAUCAACAUGACCCAGGCAAUCCUGCCCAUUUUCAAGAAAAGAGACGAGGGCGGCAGAGGAGACAUUAUCAACAUUGGCAGCAUUGCAGGCCGUGAACCAUACCCUGGUGGUAGCAUCUACUGUGCCACCAAGGCCGCUAUCCGCAGCUUUACGGACGCUCUGAGGAAGGAGCUCAUCGCGACCAGAAUCCGAGUGAUCGAGAUCGACCCCGGUCAGGUUGAGACGGAAUUCUCCGUCGUGCGAUUCUAUGGCGACAAGAAGAAGGCAGAUGCUGUUUAUGAGGGCUGUGAGCCGUUAACGCCAGAUGAUAUCGCUGAGGUCAUCGUCUUCGCUGCUGGCCGGAGGGAGAACGUCGUUAUUGCCGACACGCUGAUCUUUCCUAGUCACCAGGCUUCUCCCUCCGCUGUUCACAAAAAGACAUAAGAAAGGAGCCAAGAUACCACAACAUAGAUUUAGCAUCCAGUACUUAACUUAACUAUAUUGUUGUGACUUAAAGCUGGAUAAAGAGUGUCGGAUAGCUAUACAAAGUGCAUGCCAGGAGUAUAAAUCACGUGAAAUUAAAUAUAUAUUGUUUCCUAGCAC
Paecilomyces variotii is the source of this 1289-nucleotide messenger RNA. RefSeq names its product oxidoreductase. Bases 171 to 1130 code for a protein of 319 amino acids. The transcript has 5 exons. Lineage: Eukaryota; Fungi; Ascomycota; Eurotiomycetes; Eurotiales; Thermoascaceae. Gene Ontology annotation, cellular component: cytosol. The record is from RefSeq and is a predicted model, not a curated record. Gene Ontology annotation, molecular function: oxidoreductase activity.